UGCUUAUCAGCGGCCGACUACUAACAAACAGCAUUGUUUGGGUACAAGCCAAAGGACAAAACUGUACGGCACUGCAGGAGGAGGAGGGGAGGUGGGAAGCACUUGUAUAAAGUCAAAGGGCUGCACUUGUGGGGCCACAUUGACAGAGAGAGUCCAGAUUGAUGCCUCUGCGCUCCUGCGUCAAUCUCUGAGGACGAUCACCGAAACAUUUUGCAAAGGAGUGAUACAUUGGAUGCUUAUUUUUUUUCCCACUUCUGGAGGAUUAUUAAUUUUCUUGAGCGAUAUUUUGUUUUAGAAGAGCUCGGAGAAAUGGACAUGUACACUUUGAUUUCCGUGUUGUCAGUGAUGCACUCCUGGAUUGUGUGCACAGUGCUAUCAGCGCCAGCUGGAGAGACAACCACUGCCUCCACCGACACCCAGCGGCUCCAUGUGCGGACCAAACGCUGCUCCUGCAACACUUUCAUGGACAAGGAGUGCGUCUACUUCUGCCACCUGGACAUCAUUUGGGUCAACACACCUGAGCGCGUGGUCUCCUACGGACUGGGCAACGCUCCCAGAAGGAGGCGCGCGGUCGCGGACUCCAUGGCAACCAGCGGCGGACCUCGCUGCCAGUGUUUCCGCCAAAACGACAACACAUGUAGAAACUUCUGCCGGCUGGAAAACCACCUCAGGUAUGAACCAUCGCCAGACACGGUGAUCCCCUCUGCCGAGGGCGAUGCCUGUUCUGAGGCGCAGUGCAAACACAAGCUGGCAGCCGACACGGGCGCGAUUAAGAGGAUGAGGAACAGCAACAAGAAACGGGAGUCACCUCCAGCUAUAAGGGCUGCCUUGAAAACCCGUCUGCUGCUUGAGAAGUGGAGGGUGAGACAGCGCCACAGGGCGAGAGCAUGGGAGGCCGAGAGACCAGCCUCCUAAAGACGACAGAUAACCUCCGCACCUUGUCAUACAGAGGGGGAAAGGGUUUCAUACUGUAAGCCUUUCUCUAAAGCCAGUGGGGAGCCCUUUGGAAGGCAACAGAGAGCCUGAUUGGGUCCGGCAAACGUACUCCAUGUUGACUUUGUGGUUGCGGUGUCAGAGCAGAGAGCAUUUACAACUCGACUCGACGGUUGAACAUCAUGAGACAGAUGAACAAGGUCAGGGACAAUAUAGGGAGUACAGAUGAAAGAAGAUAAGCUGAACAGAGGACUUCACCUCGGUCUGCAAAAUCAAGGACAUUCAUUGAUCUUGUAGAUGUCACGGUCAGACCGUUUGGUCUAAAAGAAACAGACACCAAAUAGCAUUUCAAAAACUGGACAUUACUGGAAGGAUUUCACAUAAAUCCCUCUGUUACAGAAAAUAAAAUCACUGCCGUAUAUAGAUGAAGGCAGUCCUGCUUAUUAUAUUUCAAAAUGCCAUUAUUCCGUUGCAAAAACAGACUGUUAUGCCUACAUAGAAGGGAAUUGUGCCUUGCAUCAUUGCUUUACGCAGGACACUUUUUCACUGACUGAAACUAUUUACUGCAUUUUACGUAACAGAUUGUCUCCUGUAUGUCAGGUCAUUGUAGCUAUGCAGUACAGGAGCUGCUGGGAAUUUGUCAUGCUGACGUUAUCAUGGAUUUCUUUUUAUUUGUAAUAAUUUAAUUAUAUUUCACUGAAUGUGUUACGUAUGUGUUCUAUUUAUUUAUUAUUUUUACACAUUGUAAAUUGAUGACCAUAUUGGUCCCUCACAUGUUUGGGUUUGUCAUUUCUAUGAAAUGUUUUGUCACCAAGGUGCCAAAUUUUGGCCAAACAAAUAAAUUUUUACACUUAUUUAAAAA
Molecule: messenger RNA, 1795 nt
Organism: Perca fluviatilis (European perch)
Lineage: Eukaryota; Metazoa; Chordata; Actinopteri; Perciformes; Percidae
Gene: edn1
Product: endothelin 1
Exons: 5
Coding region: 310-915 (201 amino acids)
Biological process (GO): intracellular calcium ion homeostasis; vein smooth muscle contraction; regulation of systemic arterial blood pressure by endothelin
Cellular component (GO): extracellular region
Molecular function (GO): endothelin A receptor binding; endothelin B receptor binding; hormone activity
Source: RefSeq, a predicted model, not a curated record